AUGGCCAACAAGACAACAAAGAACCCGGCCGAGAUCUUCUCCGAAUUGAGCCUGCAGAACCAAAUCCUGCUGCCGAGUGAUGAUGAAUACAAAGAGCGUCAGGAAAGUUUCUGGUCUUUGUACUCCCAAAUCGAGCCUGCUUGCAUAGUUCGCCCCACGACCGCGAACGAAGUAUCCACCAUUGUCAAAACUCUCGUAGCGUCGGGUCAAAAGUUCGCCGUUCGAAGCGGAGGUCACACGCAAUGGGCUGGCGCCAACAACAUCCAGGAUGGCGUGACCAUUGAUCUCCAGUUUCUGAACUGGACCAAGUUCGACGAGAAAACGAGGAAUGUGGAUAUCGGACCCGGCGCACGUUGGAAGGAUGUGUAUACUGAGUUGGAGAAACAUGGCCGAGUUGUAGCUGGCGGUCGCAAUGGGAAGGUUGGAGUAGGUGGACUUUUGCUUGGCGGUGGCAUGACUUUCUUCACUGGUAGCCGAGGACUUGCUUGCGACAACAUCAUUUCUUUUGAGGUGGUGUUAGCAGACGGUAGCAUCGUCACGGCUGAUGCUACCAACUCUCAGAAAGACCUCUUCAUGGCUCUCAAGGGAGGGUCUGGAAACUUUGGUAUCGUCACCAACUUCAAGAUGCUGACCUUCGUCUGCGAGAAGAUCUGGGGAGGCUUUAGGAUUCUCUCCAAGGAAUACAUCGGUGACGCACUCCAGGCGUUUGAAGACUUCACACCUCACGUUCCCGAGGAGGUUGACAGCAACAUUCUUCUGUUCAUUGCAUACAUGGGUAAAUUAAAGGAUGUCGUUGUCAUCGAAGCCCUCAUUCAGGUGGGCGCUGUGGAGAAUGCCCCUGCAUACAACAAGAUGGUCUCAAUCCCGGCUGUCAUGGAUAUGUGCAAAAUGACGACAGUCAGGGAGCUGGUGUCCGAGUAUGACCCAGUGCCGAAUGGAUACUACAAUUGUUUCUACACCCUAACCAUCAAGAAUGAUGUGCGCAUUUUCAACAAAGCGGCUGAUCUUCACAAUCAGGUGGUGGAGGACUUGAAGGCUCUAAUUCCAGAAGGCAAUUUCCUCACUGAGUGCCUGUUCCAGCCAUUUUCAAAGUGCAUCGGAAAGCGAUCGGCAGAGCGCGGGGGGAAUAUCAUGGGAGUUACAGGGCAACCAGAAGAUGGCGUUCUGUGGGUUGCAAUCAUCGUCAUCAAGACGGCCGAGCAAGAGAAGGCUGCGUAUCCGAUGCUCCAGAAAUGGGGUGAGUCUGUCCGAGACUUUGCUAGCUCCAUCGAGAACGGGCUUCUACCAUGGGUAUACAUGAACUAUGCGGACAAGAGUCAGCAGCCAUUGGCUAGCUACGGAGCUGAAAAUGUGAAUAAGAUGAAGGAUGUUGCCGCAAAGUAUGACCCUGAGGAGGUAUUUCAAAAGUUGUGUCCGGGAGGCUUCAAGAUCUCGGAUUCAACGCUUUGAGUAAGAUUUUGGGAUGGAUUGCUCUUUCACAGUGGUCUGAGACAUAUUUCCAACUCGACAUCUAUUUGAGACUCUUCGUAGCAUCCGGUAUCUCAACGCUCGCUUUCUGACGGUUAAAG
Trematosphaeria pertusa is the source of this 1568-nucleotide messenger RNA. Its product is annotated as FAD-binding domain-containing protein. Bases 1 to 1449 code for a protein of 482 amino acids. NCBI's taxonomy places the organism in Eukaryota, Fungi, Ascomycota, Dothideomycetes, Pleosporales, Trematosphaeriaceae. The transcript has 4 exons. The record is from RefSeq and is a predicted model, not a curated record. Gene Ontology annotation, molecular function: FAD binding.